Molecule: messenger RNA, 3408 nt
Organism: Helobdella robusta
Lineage: Eukaryota; Metazoa; Annelida; Clitellata; Rhynchobdellida; Glossiphoniidae
Exons: 1
Coding region: 1-3408 (1135 amino acids)
Source: RefSeq, a predicted model, not a curated record
AUGUGGAAGAUAAUAUUAACAGCAGUAACUUUACUACAUCCAUUCGUCAUCAUCACCGUCACGUCCCAGCUAUCCGAGAAACAGAUAGAGGCUUAUAAAAAAUACGCCAAAGAACACAACAUCGACAUCAGUCAGUACGAAAACGUAGACAUAAGUAAACUUAACCUUCCGCCAAUUAAUGUGGAAGAUGACCCGCCAAAAAAAGAGAUGGUCUCACCCAAAGUUGCGGUAGAAGAAGAUGAAUCGUCACUCGUCAACAGCGAUGAUUGUAAGCUCUUUCUCGAGUCAAAUUCAGAUUCUAUAGUUGAGGAUAUGUUGAAGAUGGAUUACGUACACGUGAUUAAGUAUAAUUUAUUCUUCCCGGAAUAUGACGCAGCCAACAGGAGCAACCCGCUGUUGAACGUCACAUCGCCAAAAAUUUACAAACUAAAUUCUUGGUACCACGCAUUCACAAGUCAGGGAAGUUAUUUGUUGUCUUUGUCGUUUAACUAUGAUGUCAUGUCGUUGACGAUGCUGCCGUCGGGCGUCAAGGAGAUGAAGGUUGGAGUGACGGAAUCCUUUCAAUUUUGUUUCGCAAAACUCAACACAGGCCAAAAAGUGAGCGCUAUUUUUCAGAUGUUAGAUGACGUCAUGCCUAAAAAUAAACCUGGUGGUUUUCCGGAUAAGUUAUGCUACCAGAAAGUGGAGGUUGAAAAUUCAAGAGGUAAAUUUGUGAUGUCGUGUUGCGAUAACGUACAAACAAGUUGUCUACUGCAAGAAACAAGUUAUAUGAAGUUUCUACACAUCGCUAAUUGCGUUUUGAAACUUAUUUUCUUUUUGAUGUGUCCGCUGGUUAUUCAGAAAUUAUUCUACAACAAAUCUGUCGGAAAAUUUAGUUACGUCGUGCCAAUCAACAGACCCGGUCUCAAAAAAACGAUGUUAAUCAAAAGAGUUCACUCAGAUUACGAGUCCGUUUUAAGACCGACAAAAUAUUCUUCGUCAAAUAAACCGAUUCAACAGUUCAGUAAUUUCAGACGACUCGUUAAACCGAUACCGUCUGAAGAAAUAGUGGCUGUCAGUUUCUGCAGAUUGGAUUUAACUGUGAAUCAUAGCGAAUUAAUUUCAAAACAAGAGUCCCCCGUGCAGUUUCUUCAAUAUUUUUAUUCCAUGUUUUUCAGAUGUGAAUGCGGUAAAACGGAUCCAUUUAAAACAUGCUGUGGCGAAAGUUUGGUUGGAAGUUGGUCUCCAAAUUUUCUUUGGUGUCAUCUGCAGAAAAAGUGCAACAUGAAUAAUUCCUGCAGAGAAUGCUGCCCGUGGUAUACAAUUUUUAAAUGCUUCACGACUCUCUUGCUUAUUGCAUUGUUACCUCUGCCGUUUUACAUCAGGGUCAUCAUGUUUUAUCUUUUUGAGAAGAGUGAGCUAGACACAAGACAUGAGUUUUUGGAUAAAUUAAAUCUAGAUAUGGAUGUCGGUCAGAUUUUAUUUCAAGGCAUUUCCAGGCACGCUUGCUACUUUGGAUUGUUUUUAUGUUACGGCAUAUCUUUUGGUUUAUUUGUCAUAUUAAAAGCUCUAUUCCCGGAUCAGAUAAAAUCUAUCGUUUCUCAGUGCGUCAACGAUUUCAAAAAUUUGAACAGAUUCGAAUGCAUGCGCAUGAUAUUGGCACAUUUAGUUUUACCGUUCGAAAAAUUUGGCGUUUUUGGUCUUCUGAUAGGCAUGUUUUAUUGGCCGAUAGUUAUGCCUAUUGUUCUCAUACUGUCGAUGAUUUACUGCGUUCCUAUAUUGUAUAUAAUCGGCCGUUUGAUAAUAAAAGAAAGACCAAGCUGCCUAGGUGGUUCAUCUUCGAACAAUUUUAGAUCUCAGAACGAACAUUCCAUCUCUCGCGAAGUUUCUUCGCUGUCAACAUGCUUCUUUCUCGACCAAAUCAGCCCUAAAGAUGAUAGUUUGAAGUAUAAUAUCAUUCCUGACAAAUCGCUACAAAAAUCUAGAUUCCUGUUCUGCUGCUACUUUAACAAAGCCUUCAUACUUUCUCUUGUUAAAAGCAUCAUUAUCGGUCUUAUUUCUAUUACCAUUGUGCUUUCAUUGAGCGUUAUGUAUGCAGAAGCGUUUGGUUUCUUGAUAGAAAUGGCAUUCUUAUCGUUGUUAGGUGCCUUCCUCAAUACGAAGAUAAAUGUUUUUUACUUGAUAUUUGCUUCUUUCUGUCUAUUGCAUUUGAUUAUAUUCUUUUUUCACAUCAAGAGGAAAUAUUCAAAAUUCAGUUAUCAACUUUUUGAAACGUUGCAGUUAAAAUUGCGCCAAGAAAUAUUCAACAAAUUGACGAGAUGUAAGGAUGCUAAGGAAUGGACUGCGUUUAAAUUUUUUCAACACGACGAAAUUCUGGAUAGAAGCAUCUUUCAGAAUAUGAACGAACUCGCAUUCAGCGAUGGGAACGCAUUCGGAAACUAUAAAUCUCCCUACAGGGAUGUGCUUAACAAGCCGGAAGUUGUCAUCCUGGAUAAAUCCGUCGACGAUUCUGAUAACAUAGAAUACAUAAACGGCAAAUUACAUUGGACGAUCAAUUCUUUAGUCCUAUUCAUCGACGGAAAUGACGUAAUGCGUAUACCGAGGGAUCUUUUUUGGAGGGCCUGCCAUUUGCAGACACCGUACAGUCCCGGCCCCCUCUGGAAGACAUUGGUCAUCUCUUCAGCCAAGCUCAUUCUGUCAUGUUUGUAUCUAACAUUGCUGCUGAUGGUCAUUCUUUUCUAUGAAGAUGUGACGGGAGAUGACAGCAAGAAAUACGAAGACUACAGAGGCACCGCCAUAUUUUCUGCAGGAAUGCAAGUCAUGUUCAUAUUUAUAUGUGGCUUGUUACCAAGUAUAAUCUACGUAUUUUAUCAAUGCUGCAACAGUGGCAAUAAUAAUAAAUAUGAUAACAUUCUUGGAGAACGUUUGUUCUGGGAAAUAAAAAGUUACAGAAAAUCGUGGGCGGUAUCGGAUUUAGUUUUUGAAAACCCCGAAUCGCCGAGAAGAAGAACACAAGAUUCGAGACUUAGAUUCGCCGGAAAUAGCGAAAUUUUACGAACCGACGAAUUCGAACGAACGGUAAUCGGUUCCGAUCAGAUGAUGCCCUUAAAAGUUGACCUCCUGAUAACACUGAAGGACGAACCGCACAGAGGCGAUCCAUCCAGGGCUUCAAUGAUAAGUAACGGUUCAGUUCAGUCACUGACCUCGGUAAACAGGAAUAGUCCUGAAGAGAAAAGACACAUUUACAAAAACAGCAGUCUGACAAACGUAACCACACUAACAAACGCAGAGCUGAACAAUCAAAUUCACAAACCUCUGCUGUUCACUGCUCCCGAGAGAACGAUGGAAGAUGCAGCCAACGACUGCCCCAUCGAGUUAAAUGAAAUGAAAAACGUCAACCUGGAAGAGGUCGAAGUUACGAACAUUUAA